Aspergillus glaucus CBS 516.65 is the source of this 548-nucleotide messenger RNA. RefSeq lists its product as uncharacterized. Bases 121 to 417 code for a protein of 98 amino acids. The record is from RefSeq and is a predicted model, not a curated record. Lineage: Eukaryota; Fungi; Ascomycota; Eurotiomycetes; Eurotiales; Aspergillaceae. The transcript has a single exon.
AGGAAAGAAAGAAAGAAACAAGAAGAAACGGGAAAAAGCACAGAGUCACCAGCCUCUUUUCAACCGACUCAAGAUUCCUGCUUGUCAGAAAGCCCAAAACAAGCCAGAGCUGUACUAGUGAUGGUGGUGAUAGUAGGAGUGAACUUCGAAUUGGGCCAACAUCUGGUGGCUACUACUCCGCCGGUCACAUGUCCACUGCCAGCCUCCGCCUUUUGUUGUUCUGAUACUUUUUAUCUUUAUCUUUGUUUCAAUUGCUGCAUGUUUUACUCUGGGGUACAGAUAGGGUUAUUGCAGAGACUUUUUUCUAGCUUCUAUGCAUUCUUUGGGGAAGUGAUAUGUCUAUUACUGGCUCUUAGUGUCCGGCGGGGUGCCUCGGCUUCCCGAUGUCCAGCAUACAGCUCUGUACCUAGAGUAUAGAGGAUAUGGUCACCUCAAGAAAGUCUUUAUCUACGAGUAAGGCUAGCUGUACAAAAGAUCCUAAGGCUCUGUAGAUAUCACGUGAGCAUCAAUACAUACAACACGAUACGGAUACAGCAUGAGUAUUAAUC